Messenger RNA from Aspergillus fischeri NRRL 181, 2451 nucleotides. RefSeq names its product putative MFS transporter. The record is from RefSeq and is a predicted model, not a curated record. Gene Ontology annotation, molecular function: transmembrane transporter activity. Gene Ontology annotation, biological process: transmembrane transport. The coding region runs from base 1 to 2451 and encodes 816 amino acids. The transcript is spliced from 2 exons. Lineage: Eukaryota; Fungi; Ascomycota; Eurotiomycetes; Eurotiales; Aspergillaceae.
AUGCUUAUGGAUAUCCUCGACAGUACCGACUCGUUGUACCCUUACACCCACACUUCCAUCGAUGGAACCAUCAACCAUGAUCCGGGCGACCUGGAAGGCGCCUUUCACGCCCUGUCCGAUUCAGUACCUCACUACAACCUGUGCAGCGGUGGCGCCAAUACCUCGGGCCUGAUCACACCCACAUUGACCAACCGCAGUACCUGGCUGGACGCACCGGAUGAGACCAGAACAGGAGCGGCGACCCCGACGGCCCUUGCUCUGGCAGACCUGCAACAGUCCUCGCUGGAAGGAUUCCAACCGCGCACGACCGCCCUCCAACGCCCCGCCGAAGCCGACCCGCCACGAGCUGGUGCCGGCGAUUCACACCGACGCUGGCUGCUGAAGAUUAUUGACAUCAAUGUCCAGCUCUUCAAUCACCUGCAAGCCUCAACUGGCCCGUCUGGCCCUCUCCGGAAUCGAGACCAGCUGAGGGAUCGUUCUGGCCCAAGAAGCAGCAGGAGUAGCACCCUCGAUGACGCCAUCGGUCUAUCAAUGCGACUGUUUGAACUUCUCCGUGAGCUGAGCGACUUAUACGGUGAAGAGACAGACGGCCAAAGCACUCCCUAUGACGAGGAGAUGGCCAGACGAGGAGGCGGAGGAGCAGAAGGUCCAACCUGCCCUCUCGAUCCGGGAUCGGUGCUCAUGAUCCUCUCGUCCUACAUGCGCGUCCUUGAGGCCUUGUCCGACCUGCUACAAGCGGUGAACCAGUCCACAGCAGACGGCGCCUCGGCCCAUGCGCGACUCGACCUCCCCAUGAUUACCUUGGGAGCCACGACGCUGAAUCAGCACCCGCGUCUCUGCCUGGUCGUUUUCCUAGAGACAGUGGAAUACAUGCUUGGGAGUAUGAGUGAGCACCUGGGCUGUAUUGUGCGCUCGACCGGGAGGUCCCUACGUGCUGGCAGCGGCGGGAUUGUCUCCUGGCGGCUGGGAGGGUCGCUAGAGAGCUCGCUGCGCGACUUUCGGAACCGUUUUUAUUCCUUUCUACGGUCAAUUCGCCCAGGUUUUCGGACGCAAGUGGCCCACCAUGGUGGCCUGUCCAUCUUUACCCUGGGCAGUGGCAUCAGCGGCGGUGCCAAUUCCACCGCGAUGCUCAUUGCAGGACGACUCGUGCAGGGCCUCGGGGGUGCGGGCAUCGGGUCCAUGACAAACCUGAUCAUCAGCGAUCUCGUCUCUGUCCGCGAGCGGGGCAAGUAUCAGGGCAUUAUCUUCGGCACGUUUGGGAUUGGUAUCUCCAUUGGCCCAGUGAUCGGGGGGGCCAUUGCGCAAAGCGGACACUGGCGAUGGGUGUUCUGGCUGAACCUGCCUCUGGGAGGUGUGACACUGCUACUGCAGUUGAUCUUUCUGCAAAUCACUUACCGGAAGAUCUUUACCUUCAAGCAGAAGAUCAAGCAGAUCGACUGGAUCGGGAAUCUGCUGCUAAUCGGGUCGAUGGUUGCCAUCCUCAUCGCCCUUUCCUGGGCAGACACCAGGUACGCAUGGUCGAGCUGGCACAUUCUCGUCCCCUUGCUUGUUGGCUUUGGCGGGAUGUUUGCCUUUCAUGCCUUUGAGGCAACCAAAUGGUGCAAGGUGCCGACGAUCCCCGGCCGCCUGUUCACCAACCGCACCAGCGCCGUCUGUCUCAUCAACACCUUCCUCUCCUCCAUGCUCACCUUCUGGCGCGUCUACUUCCUCCCCCUCUACUUCCAGGGCGUUCUGCUCGCCUCCCCACAACGGUCCGGCGUACUCCUGCCCAGCGUCCUCACCGCAGCGCCGGCAGCCAUCCUAUCCGGCUUCGCCCUCUCCCGCUGGGGCCGAUACAAACCCAUCCAUCUGAGCGGGUACGCGCUCAUGACCCUCGCCACAGGCCUGUACAUCGACCUCGACGCCCACUCCAGCAUGGCCAAGAUCGUCAUCUACCAGAUCAUCGCCGGCGUCGGCGGCGGCAUCCUCCUAACCACCUUCCUGCCCGCGGUGCAGGGCGCGCUCCCGCAGUCGGACGUCGCGCCCGCCAGCACCACAUGGGCCUACCUGCGCGCGUUCGGGAGUAUCUGGGGCAUCGCAAUUCCCGCGGCGAUCUUCAACAGCCGCUUUGCGUACCAUGCGCGUGCUGUCAGCGAUGAGGGGAUCCGGCGCGCCCUGUCGGGCGGGAAUGCCUACGCGCAUGUCUCGAACCGGUAUAUUUCGGGACUCCCCCAGGAGACUCGCGAUGAGGUUGUCGGUGCGUAUCUGGCGGCCUUGAAGAACGUGUGGCAGGUUUGUAUCGGGUUUUGCGGGCUGGCGUUUCUGCUUACCUUGUUGGAGAAGGAGAUCCCGAUGCGCACGACGGUGCAGUCGGACUAUGGAUUGAAGGAGAAGAAGGGGAGGGGUGGGCCGGGGAUUGCAGAGGGUAAAUCUGAGAACCAGAUUCCUGUUGUAUCCGGGGGAAAUAAAUGA